CAUUUGCCACGCGAGCGAGAGAGUUAUCCAGAUUCAGACAGCCGCUAGUUAUACCAGGUCCGUUUUCCCGGGAGGAAUUGUCGACGGGUAAGGCGCCUUUUGCCCACCGUCGGUCCCAAAGUCGGUGGCGUGAGUGGGAAGAGAGGCUAGGAAGAGGCCAAUUAGGGUGCCUGCCAAGCCAUACCCUACUCCCUAGCCGUGUCGGCGUGGUCGAACUUCACGGGAAUACGAUCCGUCUCUCGAAUUGUCGCCCUGUAUUCCUCGAUCUGCUCCUUCGUUAACAUGCCCCGGCCAAUUGCUAGUCUGCCCUAUUUGAAGACUGCCUAGUUCUACCCAAACCCUUCGAGCUAGGAUAUGUACGGGCCGCACCAGCUCCUGGCGACCAUCAAACCGGUUCUGUUGAUGUAUCACACAUGAGGCCAGAUUUUUCUUCCGAGUCAGUGGGGCAGAAUCCAACACCCACGGCAAAUCUGGACGAGCCGUGCGAGACGUCCGAAUGGCAGGGCCGCGCCGCCGCUCCCGACGCUUCCUCUCCGAGCCAGAGCGUGAAGGUCGAGAGUCGGAGUCCCAGCGCUGGCCUGAGCCGGUACCAUGGGGUCCUCGGCAGCUCUCCGGUGUCGCCCGAGAAGUGCUCGGUCGGCGCGGAUUCGUCGUCUACGGCCGGUUAUGAUCGCGACUCAGAUCUGUCGUCGCCGGCCUCGUCUGCGCAUGGGCCCCUGCCCAUACUGCACCGUAAUCCAAAGUCGUCCAGUAGCCCGGAUGAAUGCCACACUCACAAAGUCUCAGCAAGCGCUGAAGUCCAGUCCGCGGAACAAAAGCAGUCAUCUCGGGGCAAGCAGACGCGCCAUCACCUCCAGCCGGCCGUAUGGGAACGCUACAAAGACGACAUACACGACCUCUACAUCGAGCAGAACAAACCGCUGAGUGAGUUGAUGGAGAUAAUGAGCGGCAAGGGAUUCAAGGCUACUCCCCGAAUGUACAAGGCGAAAUUUGCCCAAUGGGGGUUCGUCAAGAACAAUAAGCAGAAGGAUGUGGCGAUGAUGCUCCGACUACAGCGUCAGAGGAACGCCGCGGGCAAGCCAACAACGUUCCGUCGACAUGGGAGGUCGAUCGACAUCGAAACUUACAUGAAGCGAAAAGGUAUCUCGAAUAUCGAGCUCGCCGUACCCGCCCUCGAAGUCGAGCUCCCGGAAUACCUGCGUGCGCUUACCCCCCCGCCGGCCGAACCCCAGCAUAUGACCUUACCCUCUCAUCUUCACGCCCAAGACAUUCUCGUCUCCUGCUAUAAGAACCUCACCUCGAGCUGGCGAGACUCGAUAGUAUCGGCCGCUUCGUUUGAAGAAGAUUUCAAUAUCUAUUUCGACGGGGCUCUAUGCGAGGCAACGAGAGACUUCAGCAGAGCAUGCUGGUUCUUUUCGCGAGGACACAACUCCCACGGUGCCUUGCUUAGUCAGAGAGCCUUCUCCUCGCUGCAUCUCCUCAUUAAGGCACCAUCCGCCCUCGGCCUGUUCGACCUGCUGAUAGCUAGCGUUAUAUCGCCGGACUACGGACUGGUCAAGGAACUGUGGAAGUACCUCGCCGCCUACGCGGACGCGACGCUGGGGCCGUGGAGCACGCUCUGCCGGUUGUUCACGGCGCUCGACGAAGUGUUCCGGACCAAUACGCUCGAGACGGGGGUCGACUUCAUCUUCAGUUGCAUGGAGAGCAUACUCGGGAUGCUGCUCGAGACGGGCGACUUCGCGCAGACGAUCGCGCCGUCUCUCAGCUUCUUCCUUCUCGGCGACCUCAUCCUCUUCGACUCGACGCGGACAAACCUGCCCUCGCUCCAGCGCGCCGUCGCCUCCGUGUCGACCAUCCUGUCGUCGUUGCCACAGGGGUACAGCGACGCGCCAAGUGUCAUGCGCUUCGUCGAGCCCGCCGCCUACCUCUGGCAGCACGGCCCUUACGACGAGCACUCGGCGCAGCUCGCGUACGCAUCGCUCCAGCUCGCCGACGACGCAUCGAACCGCUACGACUGGAUCUACUGGGUAUCGUGGCGCGUCAUCGCCCGCUUCCACCGCAGCCGGUGCGGCGACGCCGAGGGCGCCGCGGCGGCGAUGAACCCGCGCCAUGCGCUCGCGCGCUACGCCCUUGGGAAGGCCGUCGACGCCGCUCAAGCCGGCCGCGGCUUCAACGAGUCACAGAUCUUCGACGACAUGGCAACUCUCGAGGCGUGGCACCGCGAAGCCGGCGACACCACACAGCAGCUCGCCGUGCACCGCCGCCGCGAGGAUGGCCUGCGAGACUACUUCGAGGAGCUUCGGGGGGGCAUUGGGCACGAGGAGCUGCCGAGGACACCCAACUCGCCGUGAGUUUCCUUCUCUUUGUUGUGGAGACUAUUAUUUCUUGUCGUAUUAUUUCUACGGGAAGGCGAAACACUGUUUCUCUCUCUCUCUCUCUCGGUUUCCUACAUAAUGAUGAAUGACG
This is a messenger RNA of Durotheca rogersii, 2466 nucleotides long. RefSeq lists its product as uncharacterized. NCBI's taxonomy places the organism in Eukaryota, Fungi, Ascomycota, Sordariomycetes, Xylariales, Xylariaceae. The record is from RefSeq and is a predicted model, not a curated record. Bases 414 to 2351 code for a protein of 645 amino acids. The transcript is spliced from 2 exons.